Molecule: messenger RNA, 1906 nt
Organism: Danio rerio (zebrafish)
Lineage: Eukaryota; Metazoa; Chordata; Actinopteri; Cypriniformes; Danionidae
Source: RefSeq, a predicted model, not a curated record
UUAAACAUUAUUUUUAAGGACUUCAAAUUGUAUUUGUAAUUGAAUUUGUCUUCAAUUGUAUAUAAUUCGAAUACAUUUAACCUGAAAAUUCUAUUUAAAACAACUUGUAUAUCACCAUUUAGAUUAUUGAGCUAAGAUUGUUUUUAUGUUAUUUGCAUUUAUGCUUACUCCAUUUAAUUCAAAAGUAAACACACGCGAAUUAACCUUUCGAACAUGUAGAAUCUCGUGACGCGUAGAACGUUUAGAAUCUCUUCAAACGUCACCGGUGACCCUGCAGCACAAACGCAAUUAACUUUGUUGGUUUGCAGUUGGUUUGCAAAAACGAUCUCUGAUUUUGUUAAAGUGAACACAUUGUUGAAUGAUGGCGGAUGGAUUCAGUAUCAACGAGUUGACUGUGAUGGAGAAGCCAAAGCAAAAACGGCGCUUUAAAUUUCCCUCUUUCCUAAAGGCUGCCCGGAAAAUCAAAAUCUUCCGGAGCCAGAAACAGACGCAGUUCAAGCAAGCGCCUGAAAGAGGCAGUGAUGGUAAGUCAUAUUUAUAAAGUGAUAUGAGUCUUCGUAUUCAGGAGUUUCACUGAUUAUUGAGUGCCGUUUUCGUCCAGUUUCAGCAGGCAGACUCCUAAUUAACAGACCUUAAACCGGCCUUAAUUUAGGCUGAAGCUCCUGAAAUCAGGCCCAAAACAUUUUUAAGUUGUCCCAAUGAAAUCUCAAGAAUUGUGUUGUUUCAGCUUACUUUAAUUAGUUUGAACAAGUAAAAAGUGUAUAGAAUAUUACAAACAUAUUAAUUUGCUUAGAUAUGUAAUAUGAACAUAAUUUUAAAGUUUUUGGUGCAUUGACCAAUUGUGUAAGCAGAUUUUGAAUUUGUGGUAACAAAAGCUUAGCUACGGUAAUCAUUUGCGUUUUUCUUUUAGUUUAAUUUGUUGUGAAACUUUGGUAAUGUGAAUGUUCUACAAAUUGUAUUUUAAUUAAAUUUUAAAAUGUGUUAUCUACAUUCAUUUCUCUUAAUAGGUGAGGAGGAGGAAGUGAAAACUAAGAAGAGUAAGGUAGCAAAUUUCUUCAAAGCUACCACAAAACUCUUUGGGAUGUACUGCUUUCGUCAGGCUGAGGAGCAGCUCUCUGACUCUGAAGGCUCUGAUGCAGAUGACUUUCUGUGCCAAUCCCAGUCUGAUCAGAGUCUGGAGGUUGCUCCGGACAUCGUUCAUGAAGUGAGCUGUGUGAUGGACGACCUAAAGGUGGACGAGACAAAUGACUUGACACUCAACGUAGAGUACGUCAAAAAAGAGGAGGAGGAGGAGGAGGAGAUGAGAAUGAAUGAUGCGAAGAACACAGAGGAGGACAAGAUCAAAAAGAGAAAGAGGAGGAGGAGGAAUAGGAUGAAAGAGGAGAAGGAGAUGAAGAUGAAAGAGGAGAGGUUGACAGAAAACGAAGAAAAGGAGGAGAAGAAUGAGGAGAUGGUGAAGACGAACAAGAACAGAAUGAAAGAAAAUGAAGAGAAAGAGGAGAAGAAUGAGGAGAUGGUGAAGAUGAACAAGGACAGAAUGAAAGAAAAGGAAGAGAAAGAGGAGAAGAAUGAGGAGAUGGUGAAGAUGAACAAGGACAGAAUGAAAGAAAAGGAAGAGAAAGAGGAGAAGAAUGAGGAGAUGGUGAAGAUGAACAAGGACAGAAUGAAAGAAAAUGAAGAGGAGGAGGAGAUUAAGGAGAUGGUGAUAAAAGAGGAGAUGAUAACAGACAAUGAUGAGGUGGAGGAGGAGAAUGAGGAAGAGAGGGAAAAGACAAAGAAGGAGAAAGAGAAGAGAAAGGGACAAAAGAAAAGAAACAGCAAGAUAAUCAGACGGAUGAUGAGGAGGAGAAGCAAGAGAAGGAGAAUGAGGAGAGUUUGAAUCAAAAUAAUAAUUAAAAAAAAAAAA